Propithecus coquereli (Coquerel's sifaka) is the source of this 945-nucleotide messenger RNA. RefSeq names its product olfactory receptor 51H1-like. The record is from RefSeq and is a predicted model, not a curated record. Gene Ontology annotation, biological process: G protein-coupled receptor signaling pathway. Bases 1 to 945 code for a protein of 314 amino acids. The transcript has a single exon. Gene Ontology annotation, cellular component: membrane. Lineage: Eukaryota; Metazoa; Chordata; Mammalia; Primates; Indriidae. Gene Ontology annotation, molecular function: G protein-coupled receptor activity; olfactory receptor activity.
AUGAACUUGAAUUCAUCGCAUGUCAGCCACCACAGUUUCAUUCUGACAGGUAUCCCAGAGAUGCCAGACAAGAACCCUCAGAUGGCUUUUCCUUUGGGAUUUCUUUAUGUACUAACACUCCUGGGAAAUGGUACCAUCCUAGCUGUCAUCAAGGUGGAUCAGAGUCUCCAUGAGCCUAUGUACUACUUCCUCUGUAUCUUGGCCAUCACUGACAUUAGUCUCUCCAUGUCCACCUUGCCCUCCAUGCUCAGCAUCUUCUGGUUCAAUGCCCCUGAGAUUUCCUUUGACACAUGCAUCACACAGAUGUUCUUCAUCCACGUAUUUGGAAUAGCAGAAUCAGGAGUCCUAGUGUCCAUGGCCUUUGACAGAUUUGUGGCCAUUCGAGACCCACUACACUAUGCUUCCAUCCUCACCCAUGGCAUUAUUGGAAAGAUUGGAAUAGCUGCCCUCAUCCGGGCAAUCUGUGUGGUCUUCCCUGUGCCCUUCCUUAUAAAGCGGCUACCCUUCUGCCAUUCCAAUGUCUUGUCUCAUUCAUACUGUCUUCAUCAAGACAUAAUGAGGCUAGCCUGUGCCAGCACUCGCGUCAAUAGCCUGUAUGGCCUCAUCGUAGUCAUCCUCACACUGGGGCUCGAUGUCCUCAUCAUUCUCUUGUCUUACGUACUCAUCCUGAAGACUGUGCUGGGCAUUGCCUCCAAUGUGGAAAAGCUCAAAGCCCUCAACACCUGCCUUUCUCAUGUUUGUGCUAUUCUCCUCUUCUAUGUCCCUUUUAUUGGUGCCUCCAUGAUCCACAGAUUUGGGAAGCAUUUAUCACCAGUAGUGCACACACUCAUGGCCAAUAUCUACCUGCUACUCCCGCCUGUGCUAAACCCCAUUGUCUAUAGUGUGAAAACCAAACAGAUAAGAAGACGGAUCAUCCACAUUUUCCAGAGAAAGAACAGGGCCUAG